UUUUCUGUUUUCAAGUCAUUUUGAUAAGAAAAAAGUCAUUUUUACCUCAUUAAUAGUGUGAGUCUGUGUUAAAUUCUUUUCCCUUCAAAGUGAAGCAUUAGUUUUGGGUAGUUAACAAGAACUUUCUCUUUCUGCUUUAACUCUCUUUUGUUUCUUUGUUGCAUUGAUAUCUACACAAGUAUUUUUACUUAAAAGUAGUACUACUACUUGUUUUGACUUCUCGAAAGUUGAAAGCUUUGUUGUCUAAAAAUUUUCUUUAUCUCUCUGCAAACAAGGAUAGCUUGUUUUCUUGAACAGAAACUGAAGUUGGGUUUUUAAGAAAAAACAAGAAAAUGGGUGCUUCUGGAAAAUGGGUGAAAGCUUUGAUAGGAUUCAAGAAGUCUGAAAAAGAAGAUCAUGAGAAGGUGAGUGGAAAGAGCAAGAAAUGGAAGCUGUGGAGGAGUUCAUCAGUGGAUAUUGGAGGGUCUACGUGGAAGGGAUUUAAGCACAGAAAUGGUGGUGUUGGGUCAGAAGGGUCAGAUUCAUCAUCAGUGAACAAUGAAGCUUACUCAGCUGCUGUAGCUACUGUGGUUAGAGCUCCUCCUAAAGAUUUUAAAGCAGUGAGGGAAGAAUGGGCUGCUAUCAGGAUUCAAACUGCCUUUCGUGGUUUCUUGGCAAGAAGAGCAUUAAGGGCCUUGAAAGGAUUGGUAAGGCUUCAAGCACUUGUUAGGGGCAGACAAGUAAGGAAGCAGGCUGCAGUCACUCUUAGGUGUAUGCAAGCUCUGGUUCGGGUACAAGCUCGUGUUAGAGCUCGUCGUGUCCGUAUGUCUAUAGAGGGGCAAGCUGUACAGAAGAUACUAGAGGAACACCGUGGCAAACUUGAUCCUUUGAAAGAAGCUGAGGAAGGAUGGUGUGACCUUAAAGGAACUCUUGAAGAGGUUAAAACAAAGAUACAAAUGAGGCAAGAGGGAGUCUUAAAAAGAGAAAGAGCACUUGCAUACUCUCAAGCUCAAAAGCAGUCAAAAUCAAGCCAGAAUUUUGAUUCUAGAACCACUAUCUCGGUUCCAUCUCUCAAAAAUCUUGAUUAUGAUAAGAGUAAUUGUGGAUGGAGUUGGUUAGAACGUUGGAUGGCAGCGCGGCCAUGGGAAAACAGAUUGAUGGAACAAGCUUAUAACGAUUCUUUGGAGACCACACCAAAGGCUAAGGACAAUCAGUUGAAGACAUCUGAACCUUGCUCUGUGAAAGUGAAGAAGAACAAUAUGACCAAAAGGAUAUCAGCAAAACCUCCGUUGGUGAUAGGCCACACUACUCGUUCUUCAUCAAGCCCGAGUUCUGAAUUCAGAUAUGAUGAGAGUUCAGCUUCCUCUUCAUUCUGCACAUCAACAACGCCAAUAUCCGGGAACACAAUGUUGGCAUCAGAUAGGACUGAAGACAGCAAUAGUAGUCGACCAAAUUACAUGAGCCUAACUGAGUCAACGAAGGCCAAGCAGAGAAAUCAGAGAAUCCUUAGACAGUCAAUGGAUGAGUUCCAGUUUCUUAAGAACUCUGGCUUACUUAGUAAUGGUGACUCGAAGAGUUGUGCUGGUUAUGACAAUAUGACAAGGCCUCUUUGUCUUCCUACUCGAAUGGAUAAAUUAUCUAGACCAAGGGACAAAGAGAAUUGUGCCGGUUUUGAGUAAUCAAAGAAUGACUAGGCUUAUGGCAGCUCUUACAACAGCUUGUUGUUGUAGAAAAAAAUCAAAAGUUGGUGUUGGGUAUGUUUAAUUUUUCCUGGACUUAGUUUGUGGGUUGUCAUUCGUAG
Molecule: messenger RNA, 1780 nt
Organism: Nicotiana tabacum (common tobacco)
Lineage: Eukaryota; Viridiplantae; Streptophyta; Magnoliopsida; Solanales; Solanaceae
Product: protein IQ-DOMAIN 6
Molecular function (GO): protein binding
Source: RefSeq, a predicted model, not a curated record